Molecule: messenger RNA, 1290 nt
Organism: Penicillium taxi
Lineage: Eukaryota; Fungi; Ascomycota; Eurotiomycetes; Eurotiales; Aspergillaceae
Product: U1 small nuclear ribonucleoprotein 70 kDa
Exons: 4
Coding region: 1-1290 (429 amino acids)
Biological process (GO): mRNA splicing, via spliceosome
Cellular component (GO): precatalytic spliceosome; U2-type prespliceosome; U1 snRNP
Molecular function (GO): mRNA binding; U1 snRNA binding
Source: RefSeq, a predicted model, not a curated record
AUGACUGAUAAACUUCCCCCUCAGUUGCUGGCACUCUUCCAGGCGCGCCCACCUCUGCGAUAUCUCCCUGCAACCGGCCGCGCUCCAGACAACCUCACCAAGAGCAAAAUUACUGGAGUUGCCGAAGCUCUUGCUCUGGUUCGGGCCGAAGAACCCGCUCCCUACAAUGCUACUGAGAGCUGGAUCCAGCGUAAAUGGCGCCAAAGAUAUGAGCACAAAGAGAAGCUUCGCAAGCAGGGUGCGGAAGGUCUAGCUAACUUCAAGCCAAAUGAGGACCCAAAUAUCCGAGGUGAUCCUUACAAGACUCUCUUUGUGUCGCGCCUCAGCUACGACGUCAAAGAAGCAGACUUGGAACGCGAGUUUGGCCGAUUCGGUCCCAUUGAACGGAUUCGCAUCGUUAAGGACACAACUCCUCCCACCGAAGGCAAAAAACAAAAGGCGCAUCGAGGUUACGCAUUCGUCGUUUAUGAACGUGAAAAAGACAUGAAAGCCGCGUACAAGGAAACAGACGGCAUUCGCAUCAAGGACCGUCGAGUCCUUGUAGAUGUUGAGCGUGGACGCACCAUGAAAGGUUGGACACCUCGCCGUCUUGGUGGUGGUCUUGGAGGCCGUGGAUAUACCAAGAUCCAAUCGCGCCCGACUGGGCCCGGAUUCAACGCCCCCUCUGGACCCGGUGGCUUUGGAGGUGGUUUCCGCGGAGGCUUUGGUGGUGGCCGAGGAGGAUACCGUGGUGGUGGUGGUGGUGGUGGUGGUAGUGGAUACCGUGGCGAUCGGGGACCACGAGGAGGAAUCGGAUAUCAAGGUGGAGGUCGCAGUGGUGGAUAUGGCGGCCAGGCACCUCCCAAUGCCCCAUCCGGCCCCAGUGGUGGCCGCGGCGGAGGCUUUGGUGGAUCUUACGGUGGUGGUGGUGGUGGUGGAGGAGGAGGAGGUAGAUUUGACCGCGGUAUGACUGGCAGCAACAGCGAGCCUGUUCGCCCCCGAAACCAGUACUCGGACCGUGACCGCCGCGACGACCGUGGCCCUGAUGAUCGCUAUCGAGGUGGCGACCGUGGAGGAGAUCGUGGAGGAGAUCGUGGAGGAGAUCGUGGAGGAGACCGCGGAGGUGAUCGUGGCAGUGAUCGUUACCGCGACCGUGAUCGGGAACCUCGCGGCGGAGACCGUGGUGGAGAUCGUGAUCGUGGUGCUGACCGCGGAGGUGACCGAUACGGUGGUGGCCGCGAGGAAUACGGACGCAAGCGUCACCGUGAGGACGAAGGUCCUGAGGACCCUCGUUCCCGCCGCCGAUACUAA